GCCCUCAUGCCCGCCUUCUUCUUGAAAGCCAACACUCGUCUACUCUCUUCUUCUCUCAGAUACAGUUUCUCUACCGCAUCAACCUCUCACAUAUCCUUCACAUCUCGACUCAACAUGCCUUCGAUCAACGUCUCUCUCAAGGAUGGUGCCGACGCAUCUCAGCUUGACGCUGCCAAGAAGCAGGUCACCGACCAGGGCGGCAAGAUCACCACUGAGUUCAAGCUGAUCAAGGGCUUCACGUACGCUUUCCCUCCCUGGACCAUCGUCCCGCAUGAGCAACGACUGACACCACACAGCGCCGAGUUCCCUGAGGACAAGGUCCACACCCUUUCGUCCAACGACCACAUCAACGUUGAGAACGACGGCGAGGUCAGAACUCAGUAG
Messenger RNA from Aureobasidium musti, 384 nucleotides. The record is from the annotation of a GenBank genome assembly. NCBI's taxonomy places the organism in Eukaryota, Fungi, Ascomycota, Dothideomycetes, Dothideales, Saccotheciaceae.